UAGGCAGGAAAUAAGAGUAUACGCAGCGUCGCGCUAUGUCACUUGUGACCGCCUCUUGUGCGCACUGCACAACGCCUUCCACUCGUCCUCGUGUCUGAAUUUUGAUUGCUCCUCGUCUUCAUUGUGGACCAAAGAAACAUUGAAGGUUUGAUCCAGCUGUUACUAAACCGAAAAAGAAGCACAGUGAUCCAGUGCGUUUGGGGAUCCAGCGCGUAACCAAGAUGACCAAGCGCAAAGGAAAAAUCAGCAACAAACAAGAUGACAGUUUGGCACUCUUGGAGGCAUCUGUAGCGCAACCGAGAGGAAUUAAAGAUAACGCGGUUCCUGCUGCUAUUUUCUUGAUUUUUAUUGUCGGUGGAUCAACAGCAGUGUGGUUCUGCAGUCAGCAACAACAAACCAUCGACAGUUUAUCGGAGACUGUCAAUGCUAUGCAGCUUAGGGUAACCAAGUUCCAACAGCAGUUGGGGUUUGGUAACGCACAGAUCACCAAUGUGGCUGUUUUCGAGGACCGUCUCCAGGCACUUGAAGACGCUUACAUGAAAGACGAAAAAAAUGCAGAAAUCGCCUUGGCCGCCUCCGAAAAGAUCCAAUCUACGGAUCUUCACAGUCAGGUGUGGUCUCUUCAGUCCGAGAUGAAUGCCAAACUUACUGAACUCCAACAGACGACCGUCUCCACAGCGACCUUGAAUGGCGUGAUCAAGAAUAAGACCGAAGAGUUGGAGAAACUCAAGCAAAGGCUUAAUUCGGUCCUCAGUGCUAACUCUGAAGUAGCGGUUGGCAUUUCUGGCCUAACGGACACAGUUUUCGUCACUACAUCGCGUCUCAAUGAACAGAUGUCUGCUGUGGAGGGUCUCGCCUCUCUGUUGGAGCAGCAGAGAACGGAGCUUACGAGCUUAAGAGAGUCUUUUGCCGACAACCAAAAGACUCUUGAGAGAAACAGACAGGAAGUCAUUGACAUCAAGGAUCUUUUGGAGAUGGAACAAGCAAGAAGUUCACAAGCUUUGGAGGAUCAGCUUAUGUCUGUUCGCAGGAGUCUGGAGGACCAUCAGAAGAGCACUCAUAGCCUUCAUUCCCACCUCGCUGCCCAGAUUGAGAUCAUCCAGAUCCAGAUGCUAUCUCAAAGCCUACAACCUGCUUCUACAGAGGAAGUGAUUGACGUAAAGGAGCAGCAUGUAGCAGCUGAGGUGGAGGAGGUUACGAUCAAGGGUGAAGAAUUUAUGGAAGAAGAUAAUCGGAGCGUAAUUGAGGAAGAAGACAUCGAAGGGGAUGUUGUAGAAGAUCAUGUGACAAUUGAGAAGGAAGAACCUGCUGAGGACGUUCAAGUACUUGAGGAAGCUGUUGAAGAGCAAGCUGAGGAGGAUGAAUCACCUGAGGUACAUGUUGAGGAAGAAGUUGUUGCUGAAGAGAAUGAUCGAGCUGAUGAGGUUCAGUUCAUUGAAGAUGAUGAAGAAAAGCAAGGAUUAACUGAACAGGAGGCAAUACCUGAGGAGUUUGAGGUCAAGGAAGAUGUUGUUGAGGACCUGGUGGUAUCGGAGGAGAAAGAGAUCGUCAAUGAACAUGAGGAUGAUAUACCUGAGGAUGUUCAAGUCAAGGAUGGAGAUGUUGACGAGGAGCAGGGUGAAAAUGAGGAGGAUGAAGCACCUGAGGAGGUUCAGGUUCAUAGAGAAGAAGCUGAGGAGGAAACCGAAGAGGCUGUUGCCAAGGACUUGACAGUUGAGGAAGUAGAAAGCAAAAUAAGUGAGGAUGCGGCUCCCACGGACCAUUCAGAUGAUCAACUGGUGGAAGAUAUCAAGGAAGAAGAGAGUCAGCAGAAAGCGCUUGAAGAAACUGGAGAGCAACUAGACUCUGAAGUAGAGGAACCUGCGGUGGAGUUUGUGGAAGAGCUAAAUGAACAGGAUUUCAUCCAGUGAUGCUUAAGUUGAAGAUGAAGAUAAAAAAAGACUUCAUGAGGAUUUGAAGGAAGUCCCUUGUGUCGUCACAGUAUGUGUAACAUUCGCACUUGCUGUAAUGUUCCUUAGUCUUAUGUCAUACCGGAACGUGAACUGAUCCUAGUGACGAUUUUCAAAUUCAGUUAAGAAGUUGUUGUUUUCUGAACAUGGUGAAUUCCUCCGUUUACAUAGAAAUGUAAAAAAGGUUUGAUGUUCUUGUACUUCAUUACACAUUAAACAAGUUGUAGUAUUUUCCAUACGAUGGUAUGCAUGCUGAAUAACCUCAGGGGUGUCACUUGAAUAAACUACUUUUUAUGUUUUUUACUACUUCACUGUCGCAGGCUUUCUUGUUGAGACACUCUUCUUUAGUUGUCUCUUGAAACCGGACACGUGCUGUGUGUGUAUUUUUGCAGCUCUUAGGUCAGGGACUCUGGAAUGUGGCACUGCUCUUGAACGCUGGUGUCUCAUUUGUAGCAAUGGAGCUCAUCAAAUCCCUGAAAGAUGAGAUGUGCACCUAGUGUCCUUCUAGACCAAACCACAAUUUAUGUUCCUUAUGAGAGCCUUUUUAGU
Molecule: messenger RNA, 2498 nt
Organism: Triplophysa dalaica
Lineage: Eukaryota; Metazoa; Chordata; Actinopteri; Cypriniformes; Nemacheilidae
Exons: 4
Coding region: 222-1910 (562 amino acids)
Source: RefSeq, a predicted model, not a curated record